Geodia barretti is the source of this 1314-nucleotide messenger RNA. Lineage: Eukaryota; Metazoa; Porifera; Demospongiae; Tetractinellida; Geodiidae. The record is from the annotation of a GenBank genome assembly.
AUGGACUGCGCCGUACCGUUCUGCCACAUGGGGUGCCCUCUGGGGAACGUCAUCCCUGAUUUCAAUCACCAGGUUUACCUGGGAAACUGGGAGAAGGCCCUGGAAGUGCUGCUCAGCACCAACAACUUCCCAGAGUUCACGGGCCGCAUCUGCCCCGCUCCCUGCGAAGCGUCCUGCGUUCUCAGCAUCAAUGCUGACCCCGUCACAAUCGAAUACAUCGAAAAGGAAAUCAGCGACCGGGGUUAUGAGCAGGGCUGGAUCAAAGCGAUGGCCCCCAAGACGCGGACGGGCAAAUCCGUGGCCGUGGUUGGCAGCGGGCCGUCCGGACUGGCCGCCGCUCAGCAAUUGAACCGCGCGGGACACAAGGUCACGGUGCUGGAGCGGGCGGACUACAUCGGCGGUCUUUUGAUGCUGGGCAUUCCGGAUUUCAAGCUGGAGAAGUCAGUGGUUCAGCGCCGGGUCCAGCUCAUGGAAGAGGAAGGUAUUGAGUUCCGCACCGGCGCCAACGUCGGCGUGAAUUACCCUGCGGAGAAAUUGCUGGAAGACUUUGACGCGGUGUGCCUCACCGGCGGUUCCACUCAGGCGCGGGAUCUCGACGUUCCCGGGCGUGAGCUGGAUGGCGUGCAUUUUGCGAUGGAUUAUCUGCCGCAGCAGAACCGGGUGCUGGCGGGAGAGACCGUCGAUGGUCAGAUAACCGCCGAGGCCAAGAGAGUUAUCAUCCUGGGCGGCGGCGACACCGGCGCGGAUUGCCUGGGUACCGCUCACCGGCAGGGAGCCGAGAUAGUCCACCAGUUCGAGCUGCUGCCGGAGCCUCCCGAAACACGCCCGGACGAUAACCCGUGGCCACUUUGGCCAAUGGUGCUGCGAACGUCAGGCGCGCACGAAGAGGGUGGCGUUCGCGAUUACAACAUCCUGACCAAGUCACUUUCGGGAGAGAACGGGCAAGUAAGCCAAUUGCAUGCCGUCCGCGUGGACUGGACGCGGGGCGAAAAUGGCCGCUUUCAAAUGUCGGAAGUGCCCGGCAGCGAGUUCGCCGUGGACGCGGACCUGGUGCUGCUUGCGAUGGGUUUCCUCCAUCCGGAACACGGCGGGAUGCUGGACCAACUUGGCGUUGAGCUGGAUGGCAGGGGUAACGUGAAGGUUGACGACAACAAGAUGACCUCGGUGCCGGGCAUCUUCGCUGGCGGCGACAUGGUACGCGGCCAGUCCUUGGUGGUAUGGGCGAUUGCCGAGGGACGGGAUGUGGCGCACGGCGUGGACCAGUACCUGUCGUCGGGAACUAGCCAACUGCCGAGAUCAUCCGCCGUUAGCUAG